Aspergillus vadensis CBS 113365 is the source of this 900-nucleotide messenger RNA. RefSeq lists its product as uncharacterized. Lineage: Eukaryota; Fungi; Ascomycota; Eurotiomycetes; Eurotiales; Aspergillaceae. The record is from RefSeq and is a predicted model, not a curated record. The transcript has a single exon. Bases 262 to 834 code for a protein of 190 amino acids.
GGGGAAUGAUCUGUUACCUAAUUUUGUCCGUGCAGAUUGUAUUUCUCAUGAGUCUUUAUAUGAUUCCAGCUGCUCUGAAGCAUGGAGCAUGGCCACAAUGUGUGCGUCUUGUGUCUAGCCAUUAAUCUGGAUGAGAAGCACCUAGAUCUCCAUGAGUAUUAUCUAUGUCAUGAGAAGGGCCAACAGGAGCAAAUCUUCUCCUGAAAGGAUCAUCUUCGCCAGUACCUACGACUAGUUCACAAUGUCAGAUUUUCUCCAUGGAUGGAGAGCUGGAAUCCUAGCAUCAGUGAGAUACGAUCAGUAUGUGGUUUUUGUGACAUUAAGCUCAAUACCUGGACAGAGUGUGUAGAACACCUUGCGACAUAUUUUAAGGCUGGAAUGGAUAUGCGCCAGUGGCAAGGAGAUUGGGGAUUUGAGACGGCCGUGCAAGGCCUGGUGGAAAAUGCUAUGCCACCAUAUUUAAUCGGCCAGGAGCGGUUAACAACAAACCCAUAUAGUGCCAAGUCCGCCAAGGCGCUGGAGACAAGCUCUGAGGCCGAUAGCCCCGCUGUUGCAGGGACGGACCUUGUCAAGGACGUCAAUCACUGGCGUAUCCUGGAACGUGAACUUACAGAUUAUAUCAAAAGUCAACUUCGGAUUGGUGUUAUCCCUCCCGACUCCACUUUACAAGAUCUUGCUCGCAUGAUUGUCUAUUGUUGUGACGAUCCGUGGAAUCAAACAUGUGCGGAUAAUUCUGUAUGGCUGGGAAACUUGAAGCUAGAGGCUGGAGUUGAAGAUUUUCGGUCACGACAGUCGAAUAUGAAAACUACCGGCGAGACUGACAGUCUUGGCUAACGUCUUCGACACGUUUCUGAGAAGGAUAUCUUUCAAGCGCAGUGAUCAUACUGGCUUUCCGACAUA